AUGAUGAAACUUUUGCUAUAUUAUAUUCUGGUUUUACUUGGAUUAAUUCUGACUGUUAAGGCAGUUCCAAGUACAAAUAUCCGAAUUCCUUCAAAUACUACUGAUUCCAAUUCAACAACUAUAAGUAAUCCAAUAGUACCCACAGAAGAUUCUUGUUCUCAUGUAGUAUUCCCAGCAGAGACAUUUAAGGAACAAGAUGAUGAUAACGCUGUAUAUUUGAAACCAUUAGCUUUACCUGAAUCUGGAUUUACCAAGGCAGGAUUGGGAAAAUAUACAUCUGUAUUUGGAAUUAGAAUAUUAGCUGAUAAAGAUGUUCCCGAUGAUAAAGUUACCUAUUUGGCUGAGUUAUUAGCAAGUGUUUUAGAUAAUGAUCAAGAUGGACUUGUUGAUGCAACUCAGAAUACAAUUUUGGAAACCAUUAGAAAUGCAAAUGCCAUGAUGGUUGUUGUGUCAGGUGGAGAGGAUAGAAUUGAUAAACUUCUAGACCCAUCUAAAGGUUUACCUGAAGAAUAUUCAUGUGUAAUGUUUUUACUUGUUGAACAAGCUAAAAAUAUUAUUCGUAAUGGGCCUCAUCAAAAAAAUUGUCCUGAAGACCUAGAGAAACCUAUAGAUCGAGCUCUUGGAUUUAUAGCAGAUUUUAUUUCACAAGCAGCUUAUCCUGUAACAUUUUCACUUAAUGAAGAAAGCUCCAUGAGAAUGGAAAAGAUGUACAAUGCAGCACUAAAAAACGGUUGGUUUAUCCCAAGAAAUAUCCCAGUUGUAAAUAAUGAUGCUUGUGAUGAAGAUUGUAGAAGGCUUUCUUUCCAAUCUUGGUUAGCUACAUCUAUAUUAGAUCAAGAUAAAUGUUCCUGUAUAAAAGCUAACAUAUUCAAGUUAUGCUCCUCAGAAGAAAUUCGACGAGUAGCUCCAGAUGACUUUGUCUACUUUGCUGGUGCUUUGAAAAAACCUGCACCUUAUUCCUCCAAUGCAAUAAUUCAAUAA
Molecule: messenger RNA, 981 nt
Organism: Cryptosporidium muris RN66
Lineage: Eukaryota; Apicomplexa; Conoidasida; Eucoccidiorida; Cryptosporidiidae
Exons: 1
Coding region: 1-981 (326 amino acids)
Source: RefSeq, a predicted model, not a curated record